ACUUUCCACCACACAAAUUAAAUCAGAAAUCUCUCUCUCUCUCUCUCUCUCACACACACACACACACACACAUCUCUGUGUGAGAAUGUGCUUGGAAAAGUAGUGAGUGAAAAUCAUGAAUAGACGGCUACUCCUAGCAAUCAAUCAUGCCAGAACCAGAACCAUAUCUGCGGUGCUACUUUUCUUCCUGUUCCUCAUAGCGCACCCCAGCAUCAGUCUGGAUGCAGGGGAUUUGGAGGAGAUGCCAAUUAACCCACCACCAGCGCCUCCUGCUGAACUCAUCGGAGUCGGAGUUAAAUCAACAAUAUUGCAGCCCAUGGUGGUGAAGGGAGGCCCAACUGAUUAUAGGACGGCAGUUGAACUUGUGUUAUCGUUAGCCAACAACAGUAUUACUCAGGGCCAGAGGCGGAGGAUGGCAGCCUUCCAGCUGUGCUUGGCAUGCAAGUGCUGCGUAGCCAGUGCUGUAGAUCCCAACACCUGUGUCACAAUGCCUUGCUGCUUUGGCAUUGAUUGCCAGCUUCCUAACAAGCCCUUUGGGGUUUGCGCUUUUGUACCCAAGACCUGCAACUGUAUCUCUUGUUCCAUUGUCUAAGUCCAAGGCUUAAGUCUAAGUCUAACAACUGCCUCUCUCUCUCUCUCUCUCCCCUUGCCCUUUAAAAAUACCAACAUAUAUAAGGCUGCACUUGCUAUAACCUACUGCACACAAUCUCUUCCUUAAUUCCCAUCCCUAGGAAUACUUCAAAAUUCAAUUCUGUUAUUAAUAUUUGCAGAUUCCAUGGCAUUGGGAGGGGACCAUUAUGUAUCUUCUUCAUAGCUUCAUUCAUAUAUAUUUGCAUAGAAAUAUAGAUAUAGUAGAGAUAUAAUUGUUCACACAAAACUGAAUUGUUCUAGUACUGUCAAAUAUAGUAUCAUCUUGUAGAUAAUUAUUACUUGAUGGAUAUAUCUAAUAAACAUGAAUAUUUGGGCCUGCAA
Molecule: messenger RNA, 972 nt
Organism: Camellia sinensis
Lineage: Eukaryota; Viridiplantae; Streptophyta; Magnoliopsida; Ericales; Theaceae
Source: RefSeq, a predicted model, not a curated record